Molecule: messenger RNA, 2137 nt
Organism: Peromyscus leucopus (white-footed mouse)
Lineage: Eukaryota; Metazoa; Chordata; Mammalia; Rodentia; Cricetidae
Gene: Wdr46
Product: WD repeat domain 46
Exons: 15
Coding region: 79-1908 (609 amino acids)
Biological process (GO): maturation of SSU-rRNA from tricistronic rRNA transcript (SSU-rRNA, 5.8S rRNA, LSU-rRNA)
Cellular component (GO): 90S preribosome; small-subunit processome; nucleolus
Molecular function (GO): protein binding
Source: RefSeq, a predicted model, not a curated record
UUUUUUUUUUUUUUUCUCCAGAGGGCCGUGGGACUGCUGCGGGGAGUUUCGCACGUGGGUCGUCGCUGGGUCAGCGAGAUGGAGACAGUCCCCAAGCCGGGUCGGGGUGUCCCACCCAAGAAGGGCAGCCCCCAGGCCCGGAGGAAGAAGCCGCGGCGGUACUGGGAGGAGGAGACCACCCCGGCCGCUGCGGGCGCCGCCCCGGGGCCGCCUGGGAAGAGGGCGAGGACGCGGGAGCCGCGGCCGCAGAGGUCCCAGGGCGUGCACGGCGCCCCGAAGUCUCGGUUCUGCAAGAAGCCCCGGACCCCGAGGAGCGCCCCAGACCGGAAGAAGCCGCCGCGGACCCUGUCUGGGGCCCAGGACCCGUUCCCGGGACCCGCCCCCGCCCCGGUGGAGGGGGCCCGCAAGUUCCGUCGCAUCGACAAGUCCAAGACGCUCCCACAUUCGAAGCCCAAAACCCGGAGCAAGCUUGAGACGGCUGAGGCGCAGGAGGAGGAGGCGAGCGUCAGGGCUGCCCGCGCCGAGCUGCUGCUGGCCGAGGAGCCUGGGUUUCUGGACGGAGAUGGGGAGGACACGGCAAAAAUCCUGCAGACGGACAUCGUGGAGGCCGUGGACAUCGCCAGCGCUGCCAAGCACUUUGACCUGAAUCUGAGGCAAUUUGGACCCUACAGACUGAACUACUCUCGCACAGGGAGACACCUGGCGUUAGGAGGUCGUCGGGGUCACGUGGCUGCCCUGGACUGGGUGACAAAGAAGCUCAUGUGUGAGAUCAACGUCAUGGAAGCCGUGCGGGACAUCCACUUCCUCCAUUCAGAGGCUCUCUUCGCUGUCGCUCAGAACCGCUGGCUUUACAUCUACGACAACCAGGGUAUCGAGCUCCAUUGCAUCCGCCGCUGUGACCGAGUAACUCGGCUUGAGUUCCUCCCCUUCCACUUCCUCCUGGCCACCGCUUCAGAGACAGGGUUUCUGACCUACCUGGACGUGUCAGUGGGGAAGAUCGUGAGCGCUCUGAACGCGAGGGCUGGGCGGCUCAGUGUAAUGGCUCAGAACCCCUACAAUGCUGUUAUCCACCUCGGACACAGUAACGGCACCGUGUCUUUGUGGAGUCCAGCUGUGAAGGAGCCAUUGGCAAAGAUUCUGUGUCACCGUGGUGGGCUGCGGGCUGUGGCAGUGGAUCCCACGGGCAUGUACAUGGCCACUUCUGGCCUGGACCACCAGCUGAAGAUCUUUGAUUUGCGAGGGACAUUCCAGCCCCUGAGUGCCCGGACCCUGCCUCAGGGAGCAGGACAUCUGGCCUUUUCCCAACGGGGACUGUUAGUUGCAGGAAUGGGUGAUGUGGUCAACAUAUGGGCAGGGCAGGGCAAGGCCAGCCCGCCCUCCCUGGAGCAGCCCUACCUCACCCACCGACUCUCAGGCCACGUGCAUGGACUCCAGUUCUGCCCCUUUGAAGACGUGUUGGGGGUGGGGCACGGUGGAGGCGUCACCAGCAUGCUGGUCCCUGGGUCUGCCGAACCCAACUUUGACGGCUUGGAGAACAACCCGUACAGGAGCCGGAAGCAGCGUCAGGAGUGGGAGGUGAAGGCCCUGCUGGAAAAGGUACCCGCAGAGCUCAUUUGUUUGGACCCCCGAGCCCUGGCAGAGGUGGAUGUGGUCACUCUGGAGCAGCAGAAGAAGGAGCGGAUAGAGAGACUGGGCUAUGACCCCGAUGCCAAGGCUGCCUUCCAACCCAAGGCGAAGCAGAAGGGCCGGGGCUCCACAGCGAGCCUGGUGAAGAGGAAGAAGAAGGUCAUGGACCAGGAGCACAGGGACAAAGUCCGCCAGAGCCUUGAGCAGCAGCAGCAACAGAAACAAGAGACGGCCAAGCCUUCUGGAGCCCGCCCAUCUGCACUGGAUAGAUUUGUACGAUGAGCCCCGAGACAGCAUUCCCGAGAUGAUCCAUGGGGCCAGAUGGCUCAGUGGGUAGAGGCGCUUGAUGCCAAACUUGAGGUCAAUUCCCAGAAGACACAUGGUGGAAUGAAAGAACCACUCCCACAAGUUGUCUUUUGACUUUCUGUGUACAUAUGGGCCAGUGUGCAUUCAGGGUGGCAUACAGUACACACACACACACACACACACACACACACACACACACACAAAU